Molecule: messenger RNA, 1533 nt
Organism: Linum trigynum
Lineage: Eukaryota; Viridiplantae; Streptophyta; Magnoliopsida; Malpighiales; Linaceae
Source: the annotation of a GenBank genome assembly
AUGCCGCCGGUGCCUACACCGCUGGCCGGGGGCGGCCACGAUGUUAUUAUGCAUGAAGACACGGUGACCGGACAAAGGCGACCCCCGACCGAGACCUCCUCGCCAAACCCUAAGGGCGAACGAGAGGCGCAGCAGUCCAAGAAAAGGGUGAAACAAACGGUUCCGAUACCAGGUGAAUCCAGUCAGGCAGGGGGAUUGGCGGAGAAGGUUGGAGCUGAUAGGCAACAAACGAUACCCCCGGCCGGUACCAAAACCCCGGCAUGGGGGGAUGGGAAAGGGGCGGCGAGACGGCUUUUCAGCGAGGCGCCUCGGUCUGAGAUGUGGUACAUUGCAGAUUCGGACUCUGAAGAUGUGAUGGCCAGCAUACGUGAGGAUGGUUUGGAGCAUGAUGGCGAAGGCGAGGGUGAUCCUAAGUGCCCGGCUAUUCAUUACACCGCGGCGGAAGAGAGAAUGUUCUGUCGUCAAUGGAGAUCAGCCCUUGUGGUGAAGGCGCUAGGGCGAACAGUCUCAUACACGAUGAUGCUGAAGCGUUUGCAGAGCAUUUGGGAGAAGGCGGGAUCGAUUCAAGUAACGUCGGUUAAAAAAGGCUACUUCCUCGUUCGUUUCAAGAGUGGGAUAGACUAUGAGAGAGCUUUAACAGGUGGACCGUGGCUAGUGGGUGAUAACUACUUAACCGUACACCCAUGGACGAAGGACUUUAAUCCAUACGAACAUGAGAUUUCGUCGACCCUUGUUUGGGCUAGACUGUUGGAGCUGCCGAUCCACUAUUUCCACCCGGUGGCGUGUGGUACGUAUUUCGAGCGCAUUCGGUGCUCUUGCAUGGGGAGGAAUGAGGAAAUGGAGGUGGAGGAACCCGCUGCUACCCCUACAAGGACUGAGCCUAAGCAACCAGAUACAGUGUAUGGGGAGUGGAUGAUCGCUAAGAAGAAGCCAAGGUCUCGUAGGCCGACCUCAGAGCCGGAAAGGGGAAGCCAAGAAAAGCGGAGAGAUCAGGUACAAGAGAGGGAAAGACAAAAUGGGUCUCGAUUUAAUGUACUAGAGGUGGAAGAGAUAGGGGGCGAGGGGGGUGCUUCGACGGAAAUACGACCCAUGCAUUCUGCUGAAGAACGGGAUAAAAAUAAAGGAAAAUCUAACGAGUGGGAGAAAGAGAAGGAGGCUGUGAACCUGACCAACUGUGAGCAGUCCAAAUCCAAUACAAAAGUAGACCCGCCGGUGGAUCAACCACCCUCGGACCCCCAGUAUUCCUCUUCCCGACCUAGUCCGAUAGCACAAACGGUAACAAAUCACGUUAGCACCAUAUCCCCACCAAGCCAGGGUAGCAAUGCCAUGUGGAUGGAGCUGGGCCAAGGUGACAUGGGGAAGCUUAGCAAAGGGAUAGGUGGUAACAAACAAGAGAAGCCACCGGAUCCCAGAGUUCCGAACAUUCCAAGAGGGGACAUACCAACGAGGACGGAUGGCCAACAAGGGAAAGUAUUAAGCGACGGUAAUGGGAAGGUAGGAGGGGGCCUCAAUGAGGAGGCUACCUCACUUUGA